Molecule: messenger RNA, 1367 nt
Organism: Xiphophorus maculatus (southern platyfish)
Lineage: Eukaryota; Metazoa; Chordata; Actinopteri; Cyprinodontiformes; Poeciliidae
Gene: znf740b
Product: zinc finger protein 740-like
Exons: 6
Coding region: 353-1159 (268 amino acids)
Biological process (GO): regulation of transcription by RNA polymerase II
Cellular component (GO): nucleus
Molecular function (GO): DNA-binding transcription factor activity, RNA polymerase II-specific; RNA polymerase II cis-regulatory region sequence-specific DNA binding
Source: RefSeq, a predicted model, not a curated record
ACAUCCGUAAUUGGCAUUUUAUAAGAAUAACUGAAAGAAUAUGUGAUCACGUUCAUUUCUGCGACCCCAAACCGAAAGACGGGUUAAGUGGUCACGUGCUCCUCCAUAUGACCAAUCGCGGCUCUCUCCGGGGAGCACUUCCGGUGAUAGUAUUUCCUGUCAGUGUUUGUAAACUGAGAAAAAAAAAACUGGAACCACGACAAGACAUAAUAAUCCACAAAACCUUACAAAUCGGAAGGCUUUGGCCCCUGAUGGUUUGGGGGGGAUUGUUGUCUCUCCUGUCACUCCCUCAUCCUGACUGAAGCCCAUCCCCCCCUGUCCCCUCAAACACACACGCAUUCAAACCACGGCGAUGACCCACCAUUCCAACAAUUCAGUACGAGACCAUAUGAAAUGGGCUGGGUUGCUGGGCUGUGAGGCGGUGUUGUCCAGCAUGGCCCUGAUGCAAGCCAACAACAUCCCAAGCCAGAAGAAGAUGAUGUCCUCUUCGGGUCAUGGCCACAGGUCCAGUGCUGAGGACCACCAGACACAUUCGCAGCACAGCCUCAACCAUCAUGGGCACCAGGUUCACCAUGGACAAGGCCAUCACAGUCACAUGGGCCAUGCUUCAGAUGGGAGCCUUCCACCGCUGCUAAUCCGGAAAGAUGGGGAAUAUCACACGUCAAGGAUUAUCGAUGGGAAAGACGUCCAGACAAAUCAGAAUUUGCAGCCCAAGAAGAAACACAAAAAGUCGUCCCAUAAGGUAAAAGAGAAAGUGGAGAUGUUGAUUCCGCACAUGGAUAUGGAUGACGACAGUUCCUUAAGAGUUCAGAAGAACUUCAUCUGCGAUCACUGCUAUGGGGCUUUCCGGAGCAGCUACCACCUCAAGCGACAUAUUCUUACACAUACAGGGGAAAAGCCAUAUGCUUGUGAUGCAUGUGAUAUGCGGUUCAUUCAGCGGUACCACCUGGACAGACACAAGAGGGUGCACAGUGGAGAGAAGCCGUACCAGUGUGAUCGAUGCCACCAGAACUUUUCACGGACUGACAGGCUGCUAAGACACCGGCGCCUGUGUACAGCUGGCAUGAGCAAAGAGGAAAACCAGUACUCCCAGGAAGCAUCUGCCCAUACAGCUUCCUGGAGUCCCCUCCAUCCCUCCAACAACCGUCUGACUGUUUGACCCUCAGCUUCCUAACACCUGCCUGCAGCUUCACGACAUCACUCCCUGGAGUUGUACUCUGAAAGUAACCUUAGCUAAAAACAGUCAAACUAUAGUUUGCUCUCAACACCUCAUCGUAGUUGAGUUCUCAUACAUGAGCAAAAGCAAAUGGACUGAUUUUAGCAUGAGGUUAUGGUAAAGUGAAAAAGACACCGCCAGGUACUCUCAA